Molecule: messenger RNA, 2813 nt
Organism: Passer montanus (Eurasian tree sparrow)
Lineage: Eukaryota; Metazoa; Chordata; Aves; Passeriformes; Passeridae
Gene: SERAC1
Product: serine active site containing 1
Exons: 17
Coding region: 284-2248 (654 amino acids)
Source: RefSeq, a predicted model, not a curated record
CGCAGGCGGAAGGUGGGAGCGCGGCGCGGGCGGGGGGCGCGGGGAUGGCGCGCUGGGUCGGGGUAACGGGCGCGCUGCUCCUCCCCCUUGGGAAGAGGCGCAGAGCCACCCCCGCCCGCCUCCUUGCCCGCUUAAGUGUUGCAUCGCUUAAAGUCGGGUUUGCGGCGGUGUUUUUGUCUUUUUUUCCAGUGCGCCCCAGCUGCGCAGCCGCGGGGCGGGUGCGUGGGGACCGCGCCCCGCUGCGGGACGGGGCUCGGAGCUGCCUGGGCCGGCUGUGAAACGGAUGUCAGUGGCUGCUUACUGUGUAUUUUGCUACAGAAAAAUAGGAACUUCUGGUCCAGCCACAAAAAAACACCUACCCUGGAAUGAUAUCAGAAAAAUUGCAAAGGUAACUGGAUCACUUAUAAUAGGAGGCUUUGUAUUCAUUACAUAUGAAGUCCUGUCCUUAAAUAAGUUACUGCAAAUUGAUACUCAAGCGCUACAUCAAGAAAAACUUAAAUCCUAUGUAUACGUACGUACAGCUUCUCUACGUCCAAGUGAAUAUCAAGGGUUUACGUACAAAGCCAGAAAAGAAAUCCAUAAAGCAGUGAGGAGAAUUCUAGAAACAGAAGCUAAAAUCUUCCGGAGACCUUUUAAUGAACAAUUUGGUACCUUUGAUGGAGAAGAUCAUGAGUGUGCCUUAUGGCUUCUCUUAAAGAGAAGUCAGUCAGAAGACAAAGCAAUCCGACUGCAGGCUGUACAAGACCUGGCAAGCAACAGUCACUGGCAUGAUUAUCAGUAUGUCACAGCUGCUCAAACCUGUGAUCAAAGGACUGCUAUAGGUUUGGCUCGGUCCAAAGAUGUUGACCUUCGCUUUUUCCUGCCUCCACCACCACUGCCAAAAAUAAAGACUGACUAUCCCAUAGAAGAUGAACUUCGCUUGUUGUUGGUAUCUUUACCUCAGACUGGUCUUGAUCCGUGUGUCCAGUACUUCACAUCUCUUGCAUUACGUGAAAGUAGCCAGACUCUUGCUGCACAAAGGGGAGGCUUAUGGUGUUUUGGAGGAAAUGGACUUCCAUAUUGCGAGACAUUGGGUAAAAUCCCUUCAGAGACAGUGGAACUCUUUUGCUUGCAGGCUUUAGUACAGCAUUCUAAGAUUUCUUCUCACUGUGAUAAAAUUGAAGCUAAAGGAGGCCUCCAGCUGCUGCAGAGGAUAUACCAGCUACGUAAAGAUUCAGCCAAGAUACAGAGGAACAUAAUCCGCAUUAUUGGGAACAUGGCUUUGGAUGAACGUCUUCACUCAUCCAUAGUACGUGCAGGUUGGGUUUCUGUACUUGCUGAAGUAAUGAAAUCCCCACACAUCAUUCAGUCUUCUCAUGCAUCCAGAGCUUUGGCUAAUCUAGACAGGGACAUGGUGAAAGAAAAAUAUCCAGAUGGUGUUUAUGUCUUGCAUCCACAAUAUCGUAGCAGCCAGCCUGUCAGAGCAGACAUCCUUUUCGUUCAUGGACUUUUGGGAGCAGCAUUUAAAACCUGGCGACAGCAGGACAUUGACCGGCGUUUGGAUAGAAAGGCCUCAGAAGGGGAGGAGGACUAUACUCAGUGCUGGCCAAAGACAUGGCUUGCUUCAGACUGCCCUUCCCUUAGAAUCAUAUCUGUGGAGUAUGACACCCAUUUGAGUGACUGGAAAGCAAAAUGUCCUGUUGAGGCUCAAAGGGAAUCUAUUGCUUUCAGGAGCAGUGAGCUGCUUGACAAGCUCAAAGCUGCUGGGAUUGGAGACCGACCUCUGGUGUGGGUAUCCCAUAGCAUGGGUGGUCUUCUAGUCAAAAAGAUGCUGGUGGAUGCUUCCAAGAAUCCAGAAAUGGAUAAAAUUGUAAACAACACCAGAGGAAUCGUAUUUUAUAGCGUACCUCACCAUGGUUCCCAGCUGGCUGAAUAUUCUAUAAAUGCCAGAUAUCUCCUCUUCCCAUCUGUGGAGGUUAAAGAGCUCAGCAAGGAUUCUCCUGCCCUUAAAGAGCUGAAUGAUGACUUCUUGUCUUUUGCCAAAGACAAGAAAUUUUCAGUGCUGAGUUUUGCAGAAACCCUACCAACACACAUAGGCAGCAUGAUAAAACUGCAUGUUGUACCUGUGGAGUCAGCAGAAAUAGGAAUUGGAGACCUUAUUCCAGUGGAUGUUAAUCAUCUGAAUAUUUGCAAGCCAAAGAAGAAGGAUGCUUUCCUGUAUCAACGUACACUGAAGUUCAUUCAGGAUGUUUUAGCCCAAGAACUGUGAGACUGAGGUUUUGCCAUCCUUUCCUGCUUCUGUCCUGUGUUUGGUGUAACACAGAAACUUCUAACAUUUGUUAGGGGAUCUGUAGAAUUACAAGGGUGCUGUGUCAAUCAUAUCUGCUGCUGAAUAAUUUCCUGUACAUCUUGAACUUUAGACACCUGUCCAAUUUCUUUCUCAAAAUACAUUCAAAACAAAUACAAACUUGGCAAAAAGAAAGUGUGUGCCCAGGGUAUCUUCUUUUAGCAAAAAAACCCCCAAGCUUGCUUUGAAAGCAGGUAAAUAUACACCUGGGAUAAAAUCCUAUAGAGAGGUUUAGAAACAAUGAAAUGAGGUGGUUAUUUGUUGUGUCAAAGGGGAGAAGCAGCAUGUGGCUGCUGCCAAGUUUUGGUUUACUGUCCGUGUUAGGGAAGCCUGACUGGAGCCUGAAAAAUUAGUAUUCAAGUGAGUGAAGGUAGCAUUUUGACCUAGUGACACAUUUUAGGAGGUUUUGUCAUUUGCCUUUUAACACAUCACCCAGAUUGGUCAGCAGACACAGCAUCUGUUUUUCUGCAUAAGAAAGAGACAGGUU